AUGGAGUUAUCAUCCGGUGAAAAGAUGGCCCCCACACGUGCACGAACGCUCGACAUCUACGAAAGAGAGAGGAAUCCGUCCAUCCUUGCCACGAGCCAAGACGACUUUGACCUCCAUGACGAUUGGAAUGAACUCGACCAAGGCUUUGGAUCUCGCUGGCGGAACUCGUGUCCCGAGAAGAAGUCGACAAGUUCCACUUCCCGCUUGACCUCGCGGCUUACGUCGCUGUCGUUGAGUCUCACGGGUGCAGGCACGGCUUUGACUACGCGUGCCAAGCACCUCAGUCUAGGCGACUCGACGCACCAGACCAUCAACCGUCUCCGCAAAGCUGUCAAAGGAGGAGCAUCACCUCGGACCGAGAUCUUACAGAGAAGCGCGACAGCUGCUCGACACGGACGUCCGUGCGACGAGGUCAAUGACAAGGACGACCAGCCCGAGAGCGAGAGCGUUUGCUACGACGACGACAUGUACGCGAAUUUGAAAGUACUUCAUUCACCCGUGAAGCCUGUGCGUGCAGGUCGAGCAAAGACACUGACCAAAUGGAUUCGCCAUCGGUCGAGCACGACCAACUGA
This is a messenger RNA of Peronospora matthiolae, 573 nucleotides long. The record is from the annotation of a GenBank genome assembly. NCBI's taxonomy places the organism in Eukaryota, Oomycota, Peronosporomycetes, Peronosporales, Peronosporaceae.